GCCAGCCCGCCUUCCUGCUCCGGCGGCGGCGGAGGACGCGGCUGCCGCUCCGCGGCCACCCCAGCGGGAGCUGCCGGGGCUGAGGCAGAGCAGAGGGACCCCCGGGGCCACCCAGAACCAGAGCAGAGGGACCCCCGGAACCACCCAGAACCAGAGCAGAGGGACCCCCGGGGCCACCCAGGACCGAGCAGGGGCGAGGGGACCCCGGGACCACCCAGGACCGAGGAGGAGCAGAGGGACCCUCGGGACCACCCAGGACCGAGCAGGGGUGAGGGAAUCCCCGGGACCACCUACGACCGAACAGGAGUAGAGGGACUCCAGGGACUGAACAGGGGCGAGGGGACCACCCGGGACCGAGCAGGAGCAGAGGGACCCCCGGGGUCCUGUGCUGCAGGCAGCAUGGCGCAGUGGCAGGAGGUGCAGAGCUUGGCCAACACUUACCUGGAGCAGGUGCACCAGCUGUACGCGGGCUCGGCGCUGCCCAUGGCCGUGCGGCAGUCCUUGGCCGCCUGGAUCGAGAGCCAGAACUGGCGCCAGGCGGCGGAGCCGCUCUGCUCGCACGCCCGGAUGCUGUUCCACUCCUUACUGGUGCUACUGGGAGAGCGCCUGGGCAGCCUGGGCUCGGACCGCGAGGAUUUCAUGCUGAAGCACAACCUGCGCAAGGCCCACCGCGACCUCCAGGCCGAGUUCGAGGAGACGCCGGAGAGAUUCGCCAACCUGGUGGCCAACCUGCUGCAGGAGGAGCGGCGGAUCCUGCGCCUGGGGCAGGCGGGGGGGCAGGGGGGUUCGGCCCCCACGCCCAGCCCAGCCCCGGAGGGCGACCGGGAGCAGCAGAUCCAGCAGCGCUUGGGCGACUUCCACAGGGCCCUGCAGGAAGCCGAUCGAGCCUUCAGGCACCUGGAGGAUUUGCAGGAUGCCUUUGACUUCUGCUACAAGGUGCACUACCAGCCAGGUGAGGAGAGGAACGGGGACCCCGAGUACAUCCAGGAGCUCAAAUCCCUCCAGGACAAACUGCAGAACCUGGACCUGCAGCGGCGGGAGGUGCUGGCUCAGAUGCAGCAGCUCUUGGGGCGCAGCGAGACCCUGCAGGAGCUGCUGCAGCAGGAGUUGGGGUGCUGGCGGGCGCGGCAGCAGCGCCUGUGCCUGGGGGGCCCCGGCGACACCAACCUGCGCCCGCUGGAGACCUGGUUCACGGAGCUGGGCCAGGGGCUGUUCCAGCUGCGGCAGCUGCUGCGGGCGCUGGGCGACCUGCGGCAAAAGGUGACCUACGCCAGGGACCCGCUGGUGGCAGAGACGCCCCUGCUGGAGCAGCGGCUGCAGGAGCAGCUCACGCACCUGCUCAAGAGCGCCUUCGUGGUGGAGCAGCAGCCCAGCACCCCCAACGCCGGGAAGCGGCCGCUGGUGCUCCGCACCGCCGGCAAGUUCUCGAGCCGCGCGCGCCUGCUGGUGCGGCUGCACGACCGCAACCACCGCAUGGAGGCCAAGAUCCACAUCGACAGGGACCCGCCCAACAUCAGAGGGUUCCGCAGGUUCAACAUCCUGACGUCGAGCAGCAAAACGCUCCUGGCCGGGGACAGUCCCCAGGAGGGGCUGGUCUGCGACUUCCAGUACCUCACGCUGAAGGAGCAGAAGGACAGCAGGGCUGGCAAGGGCAAAGGCACCAGCGGCGAGGGUCCCCUGGUCGUGACGGAGGAGCUGCACCUCAUCACCUUCACGCUGGCUUACGCCUACUGCGGGCUGGAGCUGGAGCUGGAGACCACCACGCUGCCCUUUGUCAUCAUCUCCAACAACAACCAGUUCUCCAGCGCCUGGGCCUCCAUCCUCUGGUUCAACAUGCUCAGCUCUGACCCCAAGGCCCAGCAGUUCUUCUCGUCGCCGCCGCCGGCCCCGUGGCCCCGGCUGGCCGAGGUGCUGAGCUGGCAGUUCCAGAGCGUGGCCGAGCGGGGCCUCAGCCGGGACAACCUCCUGAUGCUGGCCAAGAAACUCUUGGGCUCGAAGCCGUCACCGGACAGCACCGUGGCCUGGCACAAGUUCUCAAAGGAUGGAGGCGCCGGUUUCUCCUUCUGGGCCUGGCUGGACGGGAUCCUGGGGCUGCUCCAGGAGCACCUCAAGCAGCUCUGGAAGAACGGACUCAUCCUGGGCUUCGUGAGCCGCAAGCAGGAGGAGAAGCUGCUCAAGUCCAAGCGGACGGGGACGUUCCUGCUGCGCUUCAGCGAGAGCGUCCUCGGCGGCGUCACCUUCACGUGGGUGGAGCACCACGAGACAGGGUCCCCCACUUUCCACGCCGUGGAACCCUACACGGCCUCGGAGCUGGUGUCGCUGGCGCUGCCCGACAUCAUCCGCGACUACCACAUGAGCAUGGAGGAGAAGAACCCAGAAAACCCCCUCAAGUUCCUGUACCCCAACAUCGCCCGGGACGAGGCUUUCGGGCCCUUCUACAGCCAGAGGCUGGAGGGGAACAUGAGCGAGUCGCAGAAAUACCUGAACCGGCGCCUCAUCCGUGUGUCCUCCAGGCCGCCCAACAAGCGGCAGACAGAGGAGGAGCUGUUGGGGGCCACGGAGCACCUGGAGAUGCUGCAGCUGCAGCCCCGAGGGCAGGGGACACAGCAGGCUGGUGGCCUGGCACUGCCACAGCCCCAGAGCUUGGGGACACCGCAGGUCACCCCUGGGAAGCUGGGGACCCCUCAGGGGGUGGCCAGUAGGCUGGGGACACCACAGGUGAUGGCCAUGAACCCGGGGACCCUGCAGCCCACGGGCUUGGGGAUGCUGCAACCACAGCCCCAAAGCCUGGAGCCACCACAGGUGGCAUCAGGGGUCCCCAACAUCCACCGGACCCUGCAAGUGGCACCAGGGGCUGUGGGGACCGUGCAGGUGCUGCCUGGGGGGCUGAGGAUGCUGCAGGUGGGCUCUGGGGACUUGGGGACACUGCAGGUGCUGCCAGGGGAGCAGGGGACAGCGGCUGUGAACUCGGGGACGCUGCGGCCGGGGGCUGCGGAGCCACCGCGGGUCCCCGAGGAGCAGGGGACACUGCCACUGGAGCUGAGGGACCUGGAGCUGCUGCCGGGGGGCCAGGACAUGCAGAAGCUGCUGCAGUCGCUGGAGGGGCUGGAGCCAGGCUUGGAAGUGGCCGAGCUGAUGCCAGACGAGGUGCCAACCUUGGAGGAGAGUUUCCAGCUGAGCCCCGGCAGCGCCGCGCUCCUGGACCAGCACGACCCGUUCCUGCCGCAGCCCGAGGAGUCGGUCCUGCCCGUCGUCCCCUCCCUCUUCACCGACUUCCCCCCGCUCCACAUCGACGCCAGCGACUUCCAGUGACCCCUCCCCGGUCCCUUCCCUUCCAGUGACCCCUCCCAGGUCCCUUCCCUUCCAGGGACCCCUCCCCAACCCCCUCGCUGUAAAUAAACCCCUUCCCACCCUGCCGCACGCAGGAGCCGCUCGCUCGUCUCCGUCAGACCUUUAUUAGAAACAUAUAAAUAAAGAUAAAUAAGGGAA
This is a messenger RNA of Vidua chalybeata, 3489 nucleotides long. It is a transcript of the gene STAT2, whose product is annotated as signal transducer and activator of transcription 2. Gene Ontology annotation, molecular function: DNA-binding transcription factor activity, RNA polymerase II-specific; RNA polymerase II cis-regulatory region sequence-specific DNA binding. Gene Ontology annotation, biological process: cell surface receptor signaling pathway via JAK-STAT; defense response; type I interferon-mediated signaling pathway. NCBI's taxonomy places the organism in Eukaryota, Metazoa, Chordata, Aves, Passeriformes, Viduidae. The transcript has 24 exons. Bases 400 to 3312 code for a protein of 970 amino acids. The record is from RefSeq and is a predicted model, not a curated record.